Molecule: messenger RNA, 1992 nt
Organism: Sphenostylis stenocarpa
Lineage: Eukaryota; Viridiplantae; Streptophyta; Magnoliopsida; Fabales; Fabaceae
Source: the annotation of a GenBank genome assembly
AUGUUAAUAUUACUGCAGAUUUCAAGGAAUUUUGGGGAGGGAAAGAUGCCUUUUGAAGAAUAUGUAUUUUCUUUAAAGGAUGUAGUUGGCAUUGGCUUUCUUAUAGCCUCAGUAGGUAUUGGAAAAGGGAAGCAAGAUCUCACUGGCACUGCUGUUGAGCCAACAAAGACCAACAUCUUCUCUGUUCGCCCUGAAAUACCAAUUGGCAAGGCUUGCUCUUCUCUUACAUCUUCAGAUAUAAUCAAGUUUCUCACAGGAGAUUUUAGGUUAAGCAAAGCUCGAUCAAGUGAUCUCUUCUGGGAAGCUGUUUGGCCUCGACUUUUAGCAAAAGGUUGGCAUUCUGAACAGCCUAAAGAUCAAGUUGUUUCUGGAUCAAAACAGUCUUUGGUUUUUCUUGUACCAGAUGUAAAGAAAUUUUCAAGAAGGAAACUGGUAAAAGGUAACCACUACUUUGAUUCUAUAAGUGAUGUAUUGAACAAAGUAGCUUCUGACCCUGGGCUUCUUGAGACUGAAAGUCAAGCAACGACUGAGUGUAGUGUAGAUAGAGAAAAAACACCAGUCAAACGAGACCUAGAGGGGGUGUCAUGCGGGCAACAAGUUCAGUACCUUCAAUCUCAUAGUUCAAAGAGCAAUCAAGAUCUCACGAAAUUUACAAUUGUAGAUACCAGCAUGGUUCAUGAUAUGAAUCAACGUAAAGUGAGACAGAUGAGAAGCUUGCCGUUUCAAACCACAAAUAUAUCUACCAUCUCAAGCUGCUCUAGUGAAUCUGAGCAAGAUACAACUGAAGAAUCAGAAGAUCGGGUUCAAAAAGAUAAUGCUUUGAGUCCUAUCAAAGAUCAGGUUGAACAAGAUAAUGCUUCAAAUGCUAUUGAAAAUCGGGUUGAACAAGCUCAUGUGUCAAGUUCUAUUGAUGAAUGGGUUGAACAAGCUCAUGUUUCACGCCCUAUGGAAGAUCGGGUUGAACAAGCUCAUGCUUCAAGCCCUGUUGAAGAUCAAUGUGAACAAGCUAAUUCUUUGUAUCCUAUUGAAGUUCAGGUUGAACAAGCUAACUCCUCAAACCCUUUUGAAGAAUUCUCUGCUAAGCGGUUGUGCAUAAACUCAUCAGAUUGUACUCAUAUUCCCGAGGCCCUCAACACGACCAAAGAAGGAAAAUAUCAUAGAUUUCAUUCUGAUUUGCAUAUUGAUGAGCAUUCAAGGGAGAUCAAUGAGCAUCCCUAUAUUCAAAAGAUGACAUCCGAUUGUGCAAUUCCCUGCAUGGCGACAAUGCAGAAGUUAAGAGCUUGUAACCAUGGAGAAUUCAGCCACUGCCCUGAAAGUACUUCUGUGGAAAGAAAUUUUGAUUUAAAUGAGCCAAUCUUACCAUCAAAUCUGCAUGAAGCAUCUGAGAGCAUGGUUUUUUCUGUGGGUUUAGAAAAUUUGUCUUCACCAAAUUAUCUGUCUAAAGACAGUUUGAACAUGAGCCAUGAAGGCAGUGUCACUGAGAACAACCCGGUUAGAGAAGUUUCUGCAGAAAGUUCUGAAACCAGGAUGUUGAUUGACUUAAAUUAUCCUCAAGUUGCACCUGAUUUAGGGCUUGGAAUGGAAAUACCAUCCUCUGGGGCCAUACUGCAACAUGAUAAUCAAUGUGGAAAUACAUCAUAUUCUCCAUCUGAGAUAACCCAGUUCAAUGUGACACAAGAGUUUCCUGAUGGCAACAACGAGCAGCAGUCCAUCCUUGUCAACCGACGUCAGAGCACAAGGAACCGGCCAUUGACCACAAAAGCAUUGGAAGCUCUUGAGUACAGAUUUAUCAACUCAAAGAGGAAAAGAAAGAACACAGAAUGUUCAGAAAAUAAUCCAAAAUCCAAAUGUGUGCGUUUAAGUAGUGGGACAAUUGUUAGUGCUACUUGUGAUAAUGGCAUUGAGGAUUCUAUGGUGGAUACAAGAGCAGAGGAGGAGAAUGUUAUCCAGGCAUAUGGUUGUGGCAUCGAUCUUAAUAGGGGCCCUCCGUAA